Molecule: messenger RNA, 744 nt
Organism: Tetrahymena thermophila SB210
Lineage: Eukaryota; Ciliophora; Oligohymenophorea; Hymenostomatida; Tetrahymenidae
Exons: 2
Source: RefSeq, a predicted model, not a curated record
AUGUUUGAAAAGAAGCGUCUAUAGUUUUCUCCAGGCAACAACGACCAUUUAGAGGAUAAUAAUGAGUAUACGAGAUAUAGCAAGUAGGAAUUAAAGUAAGAACUUGAUAAUGUGUAGUAAUUAACUUAAAAACAUAUGCUUGACUAAUACACUCCUUAGUAAAAGGAUCAACUAAUCUUAAAUUUAGCAUCUAAGAUAGAUAUAAUGGCAAAUGAGAUAUUCAAUCUUUCUAAUAUAGCUGACACACUCAUGUAUGAACAGAAACUAGCAAAGGAAAAGUAUGAGACCCUAAAGUCAAGAUUCAACACUAUAGCAAUGACCCAAUAAAAGGAAGAUAUAAUCAAUAAUAACCCAUAUAAGUUUUAAGAGACAGGAUAAAACGCUAUGAGAUAUAAUCAAUACAGUAAAAAAGAAAUGUACCAACUCCUUAAAAACGCAGACAAUAAAUCUUUAACAUCUCCAAGAAGAGUUAUUUAAUCUAUCGGCAUACUUUACAAGGAUAAAUUAUUAUCUCAGUAAAUGCUAAGAGAUAGAAUUAAUGAAUUAGAAAAUGAAGUGGCAGCACUUCAUCUAGAAAAUAAUGAUCUAAAGUAAAGCAUUGAAACUAAUAACUUAAUGACAUUUGGCAAUAAACCAACUGAAAAUGAAGAAAAAGAAGACUCUUAGUAAGAAGGUUCAGGAAAAAAAGCUUUUAGUGACUAUCAUUCUAUUGAUACCAUGGUUUAAAGAUAUCAAGGAAUGUGA